Messenger RNA from Asterias rubens (European starfish), 843 nucleotides. Its product is annotated as fas apoptotic inhibitory molecule 1-like. Bases 113 to 649 code for a protein of 178 amino acids. Gene Ontology annotation, biological process: positive regulation of neurogenesis; negative regulation of extrinsic apoptotic signaling pathway via death domain receptors; canonical NF-kappaB signal transduction. The transcript is spliced from 5 exons. The record is from RefSeq and is a predicted model, not a curated record. Lineage: Eukaryota; Metazoa; Echinodermata; Asteroidea; Forcipulatida; Asteriidae.
CUAUCGAGUGUAUUACGAAGCUGGGUUUUCUUGUAGUUUACGUGCCAUUCAGGUAGCUACAGGAGCUAAAUUACCUACUUCUGGAACGAGACAUCACUGGCGCCUAACGACCAUGGCGGACAUUGUUGCUGUGUGGGAAGUCUCCCUUAGCGACGGAGUACACAAGGUUGAGUUCGAACACGGAACCACUUCAGGAAUGAGAAUCAUCCGUAUCGAUAAUAAGGAAAUUCUGAGACGAAACUGGAUGUUCAAACUCGUUGGGAGGGAGCACUUCCAGAUCGGCAAAGUGAAAGCGUCCAUCAAUAUCGACGCAUCAGGAGGGUUCUCCUAUGAAUACAGUUUGGAAGUAAACGGCAAGGCACUGAAGAAGUUUAAAGAGCAACGGAAGAAGUCUGCAAGGGUUUGGACGCCUAUUGUUGAUGGUCAUGAAUUCAGAAUCGUUUUAGAAAAAGAUUCCAUGGAUGUGUGGUGUAACGGCCUGAUAGUAGAAACUGCGGGGGUGUUUGUUGACGAUGGCUCGGAAACUCACUUCACUCUCUCCUCUGGCGUCGCUUGUUACAUUAAGAAUGUAAGUAGUGGCAAAAAGAAAGAAGGAAUCAUUCACUCAUUGGUCAUCAAUGAUAAUGAAAUUCCUGAGGCAGUGGAGUAACCCUGCCAAAUCUGCCACCAAGAUCCCUUUUUUGUUUUCAUUAUUAAUUUUUACCUUGUGCCUGCUGCCUUUAUUGUAUUCAGCUUGUAAUACAGCACUUUGAAGUUCAAAGAUUGAAGUGCUCAACUUAAAGGAACGUUACAGAAUUGGUAAGAAAGAAAAAAACUUGAAGAUCACAGAUUUACAUAAAACUU